This is a messenger RNA of Pelagomonas calceolata, 639 nucleotides long. The record is from the annotation of a GenBank genome assembly. NCBI's taxonomy places the organism in Eukaryota, Pelagophyceae, Pelagomonadales, Pelagomonadaceae.
AUGGACGAGGACGACGAAACGAAGGAGGAGGACCCCGUCGUGCGCGAGAUCGAAGUACAUUUGGCGGACUGGGGCGACCCGACGGACGACGCGCCGCGGCCCGGCCUGGCGCUGCUCCAGUACCCGAUCCGCGCGCGCGAGCGCGGGCCCGAGCCCUUCGACGCCGCGCGGAUUAAAGUAAGACACGAGCUGCUCGAGGUGGACGUCCCGGCGACGAAGAGCGGCCGGCACGUCGACGAGCGCGCGCCCGAGCGCAUGCGGUUCGACAAGCGGACGCUCGCGGCGACGACGGUGGCGCCCGAGACGAACUACGCCGUCGGCGCGCUGCGCGACGGCAUUUUACAAAUUGCGCCGCUCGCGACGACGUAUCAGAUGCGGCCGUCGUUCGCCUACGUCGACGCGGCCGACGAGGCCGACGCGCCGGCGCCCGCGCCGGCGUCGGCGCGCGACGCCCCCAAGCUGCAGGCCGCCUCGGUCAAGCGCGUGCCCUCGACGCGCGACCAGUCGCACGCCCGCGGUAGCUACGCGCAACGCCGGCAGGAGCAGGAGGCCGAGCCGUGGCUCAAGCUCGAGGUGCGCCAGAAGGACGAGGAGCCGUCGCGGGCCAAGCGCAAGAAGCUGGAGCCAACCGGCUCUUAG